Molecule: messenger RNA, 2496 nt
Organism: Solanum dulcamara
Lineage: Eukaryota; Viridiplantae; Streptophyta; Magnoliopsida; Solanales; Solanaceae
Exons: 2
Coding region: 1062-2120 (352 amino acids)
Source: RefSeq, a predicted model, not a curated record
AUGGAGUGGAGAUCAACUCUGCAAACAGCUACAUAAUCGAUCAAUUCUUGAACGAUCAAGUCAAUGAUAGGACCGAUGAAUAUGGUGGAAGCAUUGAGAACCGUUGUAGACUUGCUCUCGAAAUUAUAGGAACAGUUGUGGAAGAAAUCGGAGCAGACAAGUUGGCAUAAAACUCUCUCUGUUUUCCGAAGUGUACGGAAAAAAAGACUCGAACCCAUAAGCUCUAUCGACUUAUUUGGCUAGUGAACUCACUAAGCUCGGAGUUUUAUAUUUACAUGUGUUCGAGCCAAGGGACGAACCUCGUUGCCUCAAAUCAAUUAGAAAGGUUUUUGAGGGGACACUUAUUGCUUCUGGUGGCUACAAUAAAACUGAGGGAGAUAAAGCAAUUGCUGAAAGUUAUGCUGAUUUGGUCUCAUUUGGACGUUUGUUUUUGUCAAAUCCUGAUUUGCCCAAACGUUUUGAACUGAAUGCACCGUUGAACAAACAUGAUAGGAGCACUUUCUAUAGGUCUGAUCCAGUUGUUGGUUACACUGAUUACCCGUGUCUUGAAAUUACUUGUUAAUUAGGUUAUAAUCUUUGUGAAGACUAUAUUGCUCGGACUCUUAAAAAAUGUCAACAGGUACCUAUUGGUUCCUCUAAAUUUAGUGCAGUCCGACCAACAUAGGUGAAAAAUAAUGUAGUUUGCUUCUAGCUGAUAAAAAGGGGGUAUUGUUUUCUAAAUAAUAGGAAACUUACUUUGUAUUGAUGUAUUCAAGAAGUUGUGUACUUUUAUGUUCUAGUUCUCUAGCUAGCUUCUUGGAUGUGGAGUGUGUCAAAUUAUGAUGUAAUUUAUAUGAACCAGUCAACUAUGCCCACUGAUAUUUGCUUAUAAUCUAGAUCAUUGUCGAGCAUUUAUUUUUUGUUUUUUCAUAUAUCCAUAGUUUGAACCCGAGACAUCUUAUUAAAGGUGGAGGGAUGUAUUUAUCCACAGCACAAGUGGUAGGCUGUCACCCUUGCAUUUUCCCAAUUUAUAUAAACCAGCUUUUCUCACUUCCAUUUAUUUCACUUUUUUUCCCAAUACUAUGCAUCAUUUUCAAUACUUGUCAAAGACUAGAUUUUUCGUGGUGUAUUUGAAGAAAGAUUCAAUCUUUUUGGUGUUUCCAUUAAUGGGUUGCUCUGUUUCUCGUUACUAUCAUGACUUUAUUACCAGAGAUAUAUCAAACUCACAUUCGCAGUCCCCAUAUUCUUCUUCAAUUCCAGUUUCAACAACACUCUUCCUACCGACACCUCCAAUUCACUAUCCACCUCUUUGUAAAGGGGACUCCAAUCAUUUAGUUUCACUCACUUCCUCUACCUAUGGAUCGCUUGAUCCCCGAGUUCCAGACAACCCCACCACAUGUGAAGGUGACCCUUUAUCUCCUGAUGCAGCAAUCAACACUUGGGAGCUCAUGGAAGGCCUUGAUGACUUAGAUUUUCGUAUGGUUUAUGAUAUUCAGAAAGAAUUUGUGAAGUCUAAUGAGAUUGUUGAACAUCCAGAUACGAAGCCAUUGUGGAAGCAUUUGUCUGAGGAAUCAUUGUUGGCGAAAAUGGAUCCUAAUUUAGCUUUAAGUUAUAGAAAAGCAUUGUACUCUUCCAAGCGAUAUGGGCAUCAUGAUUUGAAAAUAGUUAGGUUUGUGGAGUCAUCAGAUGAUAGUUCAAGUUCUUUGAGCUCAUUGUUGGCUAAUACUGAUAUCUACUUAAAGGGUACUGAAGAUAGGAUUGUUCUGUAUUUUACUAGUCUGAGGGGAAUCAGGAAGACUUAUGAAGAUUGCUGCUCCACGCGUAUGAUCUUUAAAGGGCUUCGGAUAUGUGUAGACGAAAGGGAUAUCUCUAUGGAUUCAUCGUAUAGAAAAGAGUUACAAGGUGUUUUGGAAGGUAAAACACUGAGCUUGCCUCAGUUGUUUAUAAGAGGGAAGUACAUUGGUGGUUUAGAAGAGAUUAAACAACUUGGUGAUACUGGAGAAUUGGCUAAGCUUUUGGAAGGGUUCCCUGUUAUGAUUGAUGAUAUCACUUGUCAAAGUUGUGGUGAGGUGAGGUUUGUACCAUGUCCUGGUUGCAAUGGAAGCCAAAAAUUGUUCAAGAGGAGGAAGGGAAGUCGAUGAGGUGUCCACGUUGCAAUGAAAAUGGAUUAAUUCGUUGCCCCGGCUGCUGCCCUUGAAUGCAGCUCUUGCAUUAUAUUGGCCAUGUUCAUGCUUCACUGUUUUAACUGAGGGUUCUCUGUUAUUACUAGUAUAUUGUAUAUGGAUAUGUCUAGGUGCAAAAAGUAUAUUGUAUAUAUUUGUGGAGUUUUACCUAUUCUUAGUAGGUACAUGUUGCAGUAAGUUAUUUAGUCUCAACUUAUGUCGCUUGUGUCGCUUGGACUCUCCAAUAAUGCCAACAUAGGUUCUUGAAUCCAUACAUUUUUUGAAGAAUCCGACACGACUCGAUUAUGAUAACAUUUAGAUGGUUUUUUUCUAGUGCAAUUACAAUAUACUUAAC